AUCGCGAUCGCUGUUUGCGGGAAGUUCUUCACAUUUUUGGACUGUUUCGUGCGCGAUAAGAACAAAUUUAAAUCGUUUGCAACCCCCGGCGUCGUUCUCGUUAAAAAAGUAGUGUGCAAGUGCAAACCGCAACGCUAAAAGAUCAACAAAACUGAAUCCAGAACCGAAAGAGCGUUAAAAAUCCUUUUGCAACGCUACGGAAACCAGGCAACAAUCUCACUCAAAGUAACCUGUGAACGAGAUUCGAAAGUCUCGUAAGGAAGUAGCAAAUGAAAGAGUUGGGACGAAAAGUUGGUGGAACAUCGGCAAUCCGUUAAUAGCAAUCUCAAUCCGACGCAAUCCGAUAAGAUCCACCGCUGCUGGCAGCUGCCAGCUUUUCGUGGAAUGUUGUUUUGCAGUAAACGAUGACACCCCAGCACAAGCCAUCCUCGGACGAGGAACUCGUUGAAGUAGCAAGGCCAGCUGUUGUGAAUGGUUUUCCCUUGUGGAUAUUCGAGAAUCUCGAUGAGGAAAGCGAAUUGAGCAGCGAAGAAGAGGGAGCUGAUAAUGUAGAGGCGUCUGCUGAUUUGACUACGGUUGGUUCCAGCAUACAGCCAGGCCAGGGUCAGCACGCUACUGAGGAAGCUGCUGAACCCAGAAACCAGUCCGAAGCAGAUGUUUGCCCGAAUGCUGUGCCAUUGUCAGUUCAUGGUAGCCAUGCGUUGGCACCCCAGCACAAACCAUCCACGGACGUAGCAAGGCCAGCUGUUGUGAAUGGUUUUCCCUUGUGGAUAUUCGAGAAUCUCGAUGAGGACAGUGACUCGACCGAUGAGGAAUACGAUUCCUUCUGCUCAAGGCCAACGGCUGCUCAGGAAAGACCUGCAACAAGUUCUGAUCGGGAUUCUGGUAACAGGGUUGAUUCCGAUUCCGUUAACACGGUUGUUCAGAACGACAUGAAUAGUCGGAAUGCAGUGUCAUCUCCGGCUUCACAAGGAACCAGUAAUGCAGCACAGGACAGUGUGGUGGAUGGUUCAAAUGGAGCAUUAAAUGCCGGCAAUCCUGCUUCAGGGCAUGGGAGCUCCAGUAUCCAGUCGCAAAAAAGAACGAACAAAACCGCUGACAGUACCGCUUCGCACAUUCCUACGGCUAUCUUCGAUACAUUCAAUGGAGACAGCGACACGACGGCUGAAAUUUUAGAAGAUUUAAAUAGCUUACCAUAUGAUCCGAUUUCCUUGAACAACAUUAAACAUGAGAUGGCUUGUAGCGACAAUGAAUCUGGUUGCACAAACAGGAUCCUUAACGAUCUCGCGAAUGGUUCUGAUGAUGGCCGAUCGCGUUUUCCAUCCAAACAAAUGAAAUUGCAUACAGGCGAAGGUAUUGUCCAAAUUAGCGACUUUCCACCAGUAACCACAACGAAUAGUGACGGAUCAAGUGAUCUGUUUUCCGUUAGCCCUGUAGAGGAUGAUUGUCGCCAACAGCUAGAUAUGGUGGAAUCCGAACCAACACAGACAUCAGUCGAGCGAGAACAACACACCGAGAACGUCACGCACGAUCGGCCGAUAACACCACCAGCUCAGCACACCAUCCUAGGUAGUGUCACCACCAAUGAAUCUGCCAUCGGAAAACUCCAACCCAAUGUCGGGGACUUCCUGCGGUCCACGAUUGAAGCAAAGAUUCAGUUGCAUGAAUCUUUGCGGUCAAUGCUGCCCGGUUUGUUCGCUAAGCAGGUGGCAGAAUCCCAGCAAUCCGAUCUAUUACCCUUGAUCGUACAGAAGCAGUUCCUCAUCAAUCUAGUGGCCGCUGGAUUGAAGCGCAGCUACUGUCGAAACGCUGAUCUCGGCUGCAUUAUUACCAUCGCAGCGCAGCUCGCCUACGGCAAUCCCGAUGCAGCAUGCCUACUUUGGCGUUCUUGAAUCCAUCAUCCAUUGUAUUGCAUUCAGUUCACUAUGUUACCUUGUCCAACGAACGGAUUACUGAACUUUAAUAGAACUUUUAUUUGGUUAAAGAUUUUUCAACGAUAAAAAAUGUCAAAUCCCAAUAAGAAUAUCACGGUGGCCGCUGUUUACCACGGA
Molecule: messenger RNA, 2051 nt
Organism: Anopheles aquasalis
Lineage: Eukaryota; Metazoa; Arthropoda; Insecta; Diptera; Culicidae
Product: dentin sialophosphoprotein-like
Source: RefSeq, a predicted model, not a curated record